This is a messenger RNA of Jaminaea rosea, 2733 nucleotides long. RefSeq names its product SPX-domain-containing protein. The transcript is spliced from 5 exons. Gene Ontology annotation, biological process: monoatomic anion transmembrane transport; polyphosphate metabolic process; phosphate ion transport. The record is from RefSeq and is a predicted model, not a curated record. NCBI's taxonomy places the organism in Eukaryota, Fungi, Basidiomycota, Exobasidiomycetes, Microstromatales. Gene Ontology annotation, cellular component: membrane. Bases 1 to 2733 code for a protein of 910 amino acids. Gene Ontology annotation, molecular function: phosphate transmembrane transporter activity.
AUGAAGUUCUCUCACAGCUUGCAAUUCAAUAGCGUGCCGGAUUGGGCCGACAAGUACGUCGCGUAUUCGAAUCUCAAGAAGGCCAUCUACAAUCUUGAACAGAAUCAAACACCAGAAGAAGCCCUAGCCGCCUCCUCCGCGGACCGCAUCGACGAUCUCGAGAGCGAGACAGCCUCUCUCCUCGGCAACUCCAACAGCGACGCAGAUAAGGUCUUUGUGGGCCUUCUCAAUCGUGAAGUUCGCCGUAUUUGCGACUUCUACGUCCUCAAGGAGCAGGAGCUCAACGCUGAUCUAGUGAAGCUGCAGCACAAUCUGGAGGAUGCUGAGAGGGCUGACAUGGCUAGUGGGGUCGGAGACUCGGAUGAUGGGAGUGACGAUGAGGAUGAGGGGGAGGGCGAAGAGAGAGGAGACAGUGCUGCGGGUACAACCAGGAGCGGUCAGAACAGGGCGAGGAAGAAUAGCUUGCAUGCUUUAUUCGGCAAUCCGCGCACGUACAACGAGGCGUCGCAAGCAGAAAGGGACAUCAGGGCAGACGCCAGUGCAGGCAAGCUCAAGCCAAGCCAAAGCGCCAGCGGCCUCUCCGUCGGAUCCAGCGAUGGUCCUCGCAGCCCUGAGCUGGACACCGUCCCCAACAUGCCUCAGCGGCAACGCACCCUGUCCUCAGGCGGGUCGCGUCCCUGGUCUGCCUUCUUCAAGCGUCGCCCCUCGCAACGUCGUUCCCUUGGCAUCGUCGACCCAGACCUGGCUGCCGCGACCAGCGAUACCGGAGCAGCGCCACCAGCAGCUGGUGAGAGCGGAUUCCUAGGCGCAGCAAUCUGGACAGCAGAGAAUGACUACGCCAUCGAUCUGCGCAUCACCUACAAGCGUCGCAUCACCGACCUGUACGUCACCUUCUCCGAGCUGAAACAGUUCGUCCAACUCAACGAGACCGGGCUGAAGAAGAUCUUGAAAAAGUACGAUAAGAUUCUCGGCUCCAGCCUCAAGAAUACGUACUUGGAGCAGGUGGUCAGACAGCAGUACCCGUUCAAGCCAGAGACGAUCAGUGCACUGGGCGAGCAGAUUGAGACGCUCACGUACUACUAUGCGAAGGUGGUCACCUCGGGAGAUGUCACGCUGGCUACUUCGCAGCUGAAGGGGCACCUGAGAGAGCAGGUCGUCUGGCAGCGCAAUACCGUUUGGAGGGAGAUGAUCGGCAUUGAGCGACGCGCGCUCGGUGCCUCGCUCGAGCAGACGGUCAUGGGCUCUUCGGCGGGCAAAGGGGGGGAGAAGCCCAAGCCGACCAAGGUGUGCGGAUACAUCCUGCCUACUUGGCUGGGCAUUCCAGCACUGCAGCUCAGCGUAGCCCUCACUAUGCUCCUCCUUCUUCUCAAAGCACCAGGGCUGCGUUUCUUUCCCCGCGUGGAGGAACAGAACUGCUUGGCCAUGCUGGUAUUCUGUACCAUCCUGUGGGCGACAGAGGUCAUCCCGCUCUUUGUGACCUCGCUACUGGUGCCCUUCUUGGUGGUGACUCUGCGCGUGGGCAGGACGGACGAUAUCGAGGACCGAAGGAUGGACGCAAGCGAGACGACCAAGUGGAUCUUCUCCACCAUGUUCACUCCAUCAAUGUGUCUGCUGCUUGGAGGCUUCACCAUCGCAGCCGCCCUCUCCAAAUACAACAUCGACAAGCUCCUUGCCACCAAAGUGCUCCGUCUGGCAGGCACGCGCCCCUCCUUCGUCCUCCUGGCGCACAUGUGCGUAGCUUGCUUCGCCUCUAUGUGGAUCUCCAACGUAGCAGCGCCCGUCUUGCUCUACUCUCUCAUCCAGCCGAUCCUCCGCAACCUCCCGGACAAGUCCUCCUUCGGGCCCAGCAUGAUCAUGGGUGUCGCACUUGCCUCGAACAUCGGCGGCCAGACCUCGCCCAUUGCCUCACCGCAGAACUUGAUUGCGCUGCAGUACAUGCCUGGCGAUGGGCUGGGCUGGUUGCAAUGGUUCGCCAUCACCAUUCCGGUCAGUGGACUCAGCUUGGUCAUCGUGUGGAUAAUGCUCCUUUGGACGUAUGGGUCGGGCCGGGGAACGGUAAUUAAGAAGAUUCCGGAGAGUCAGGACAGGUUCAACGGGAUCCAGUGGUUCAUCUCGGCGGUCACUGUGGGUACCAUCGUGCUCUGGUGCUUGGAGAGGAACUUUGAGUGGGUCCUUGGAGACAUGGGCGUGAUUGCUAUUGUGCCCAUGGUCCUCUUCUUCGGCACUGGCAUCCUGAACAAGGAGGACUUCAACAACUUCCUUUGGACCGUGGUCAUUCUCGCCAUGGGUGGAAUUGCGUUGGGCAAGGCGGUCACCUCGUCAGGAUUGCUCGAGUCGCUGGAUGAUGUGAUUCAGUCUCUCGUAGCGGAUCUUCCCCUCUACUCAGUCCUCCUCUCCCUCCUCCUCAUCUCCCUGAUCGUCGCCACCUUCAUCUCCCACACGAUCGCCGCGGUCCUGCUCGUCCCGAUCGCUCUGCAAGUGGGCCAGUCCCUGGAGCCGGGCCCACCUCACCCCAUUCUCCUCAUCAUGGCCACCACGCUCACUGCUUCUGCGGCUUGUGGGCUGCCCGUCAGCGGGUUCCCCAACAUGACGGCGGUGAGCCAGGUCGAUGCGGUGGGGAGAAGGUACGUGACGGCAAAGGACUUCUUGAAGGUGGGUGUGCCGGCUAGUAUUGCUGCGACGGCUGUGGUGGGGAGCGUGGGAUAUGUGAUUAUGAGGUUGAUGGGGUUGUAG